UGUACUUAUGUAUAAACAGAUCUAUUAUAUUAACAAUAGAGCAAAUGGAUACGCCCCUGAAUGCACAAUUGCGCGCGUGCUUAAUCUUUGCGACUGUCAUAUUCUGUCAAGCCCGGUGAGCUUAUGAUCUUCAACCAUGCUAAAUCUAAUUGAAAAAACAUAAAUUUUAACCAUUAAAUAUCAUUUGGUGAAGUUCAAAGUUAUUACAAAAAAAGUGGCUUGCAAUCGUGAUCAAACAUGUAUCGUAUCUGUCCCGAUCUCAUAGCCGAUACGGGUGUGUCUAUACGCGUGUUCCAAUACGUGACCAAGUAUGUCAGUCAGUUGGUAAAAGUACGAGUUUGUUAUAAUCAUAGCAAACAUUAAGUUAUCGGUAAACAGAAAUUUUUUAACGAUGUCAGCUAGCAUCCUGCAGGAUAAGAGUGUAGCCUUGAACGGCAAGAAUGAUGUACCGGUAGUCUCGCAACCUACUACUAGGUGUGGAGUUAGAGUUUACAAAAUUGUUAUUUUAGGUGAUGGUGGUGUUGGUAAAUCAGCGGUCACAUUACAAUUUGUCAGUCAUAGUUUUCUUGAUUAUCAUGAUCCAACUAUAGAGGAUUCAUAUCAACAACAAGCAGUUAUUGAUGGUGAAGCUGCACUUUUAGAUAUAUUAGAUACAGCAGGACAGGUGGAAUUUACAGCUAUGCGUGACCAAUACAUGAGAUGUGGAGAGGGUUUUAUGAUAUGUUAUUCUGUAACUGAUAGACAUAGUUUUCAGGAAGCUUUGGAAUAUCGAAAAUUAAUAACACGUGUGAGAGCUAAUGAAGAUAUACCAUUAGUAUUGGUUGGCAAUAAAUUUGAUUUACAACAUCAACGAAAGGUAACUACAGAAGAAGGAAAAGCACUUGCUGAGCAACUUGGUUGUCCCUUUUAUGAAACAUCUGCAGCUCUUAGACAAUUCAUAGAUGAUGCAUUUUAUUCAUUAGUCAGACAAAUUCGAGCUAAAGAGAGAUCAAGAAAUUCAGUACGUAAACAUAGUCGUUGGUGGCGACUUCGUUCUAUACUUGCCUUUAUUUUUAGGAGAAAACAAAGGCAUGUUAACAAUCAUUAUUAUUCUCCUUAAAUUGAACUAUUUUAAUAAAUAUCUUUUUGAUAGCGUUUAUCUUAAAUUAACAAAACAUGGCAUAAAUAGUUUAAAGUUUUACAAAUACACAACGAACAAAAUUUUUUAUGAUUCGUUUAGAUUUCAUAAUAGUCUCUUAAUCUAAAGAUUGAUUCUAUAACAUCUCACUGCCUUAUCUUUAACCCCAUUAUAUUUUCAAAUGUAGUAAUGGAGACACGAAAUAUAGACUGUAAUUCAUUAUUUUUAUUAUAAAUAUUAUUAUAAAUAUUGCAAUAAUAUCUUUUAAAUUUAAUUAUUUUUAAUAUUUGAAAAAAUAUAAAAUGAAAUAUAAAUAACAAAAAUGAUACAAUAUUCUACAAAAAACUUUCAGUAAAACUAAUAAGUAAUAAAUUAUCUAUAAUUCUGUCUCCAAUUUCUUCAUUAUUAUUUAUUAGAAAAAUUUUUAAUAUUUUUUAAAAAUGUGUUAUUAUAAAAAACAAUAAUUAAUUUAUUACAAUUCAUUAUCUACCUUAAAAGUAUUCUACUUUUGUUUUCUUAAAUUAAUGUAAUUAUAAUAAUCACUUAUUUCAUUUGAUUUAAAUUCUAAUUAUUAAUUUACAAUUUAUUCAAUAUGACCAAAGAAUUUAAUAUUUCAUAUUAAAACAAAAUGAAAUAUUAAAUAAAAAUCUUGUAAAUGCAAAAUAUACUGUACAUGUGAGAUGAAUGGAAAGCUUUAUAAUACUAAAUAAUUGUUGAAUUAAUGAAUUAGAAUAUUAAUAAAUAAAAUUUAUUUAUACUAAUUUAAAUUUUGCAAAAAUAGAAAUUAUGAAUUAUUUUAUAAUGAAUUACAUUAUUACAAAGAGAGAGUAUACGAAAGUUAUAAUAAUUUGUAAAGUUUAAACAUGUUACAUAUUUAAAAUUUGCAUAAAGUUUCCAAUCAAAAAAUAUAAAUAUAUUUUUAUGUUUAAAAAUUGAAGAAAUAAUACUAACAUGCAUAUGAUUAUAAAUCUAUAAAUUUUAUGUUUAUAAAUUAUCAAUAUUUUUAAAACGGCUCCUAAGAAAUUUUUAAAAUUAUACAUUUAAUAGAUUCUAUUUUUGUCUCUUAAUAUUUAUUAAUUUUUGAAGUUUUUAAUUUGUGCAGCUUGAGAAUAGGUGAUUUUUUUUUUAGAGUAUGUAUAUCAUAGAUCAAUUAAGUAAUUAAUAGAAUAUAUAGUUUAUAUAGUUGCCAGAUAAUAGAACAAAACUAUAAUGGCAAAAGUCAUAAAAAAUGUUAUUAAAUGUAAGUUUAUAUACUAAAUGUCUAGUCGUUACUUAAUGUUUCCUAGUCAAGUUUUGCAUUUUGUUAUGUUAACAUGCAAUAAUUUACAGUUCACAGAUGCAAUUAUGAAUUUUGAUUACAUACAGUUUAACGUGAUCAUUUAUAUUUAUCAUAUCUUCGAAAUAUUUAUACAUGUUGGUAUUAUAUUUGUUACAACAUUUUAUAAACAGUUUACUAAUAAAAAAAUCUGAAUAUUAAUAUUUAAUCUAUUUUAAUAGCUAACAUAAUAAUUUUGAUUUUUAUUUUAUAGUAAUAAGUACAAAGUAUUACUGUCAAAGCUGAUAAUCAAUUAUUAAUAUAUCAAUAAUUUUGUCCUACUAUAGUAGAAAGUAUUAAUAAAUAAAAAUUAAUACAUAGCGACUCAAAAUAUAAAAUUUAUGUAAUAUAUGAAACAUGUAAAAUGUGUUUAAUCUUCUUUUAUUAUUUUUCAUAACAAUAAAAAGAGAUUGUAUGUAAUUCUAUGUAAUAUAUUAUUUCUUUUUAUAUUUAAACAAACUAGGUAUAUCUAUAUACAUAUGAAAAUGAAAUUUUUAAAAUUAACAAUGAUGAAAAACAAUUUAUAUAUUCAUUCAUUGUUCAUACAAUAUAUUACAAAUAAAUUAAAUAAAUAAAUAUUAAUUAAAAAAUACAAAAGAAACACAUUUUACAGUGACAAUAUAAUAAAAUAAUUAAAUGAAAUGUAAGUUUAUGAUGUAUUAACAAAAAAAUUUUAAAAACGCACACAUAUGCAUGCUCACUUUAAAAUUGAGCAAUAAAUUUGAUAUAAUUGAAAUAAAGUACCGAAGUAAUUAAAAUAAUAUAUAUGAAUUGUAAUUUUAAUAAACUAAUUGGAGAUAUUAAAAAACUAUAAUUGUAAUCUAAAAUAUAUAAUCUUACUAUAAUAAUUGACAUUACAUAAUAUAAUUUGCAUAGAUAUUUUCAAUUUUUAUUUUACACAAAUUAAAUAAAUACAAAAUAGGAUAUUAAAAACAUUUAUUUUAUUUAUUUACAUUCAAUUUGAUAAAAAAAUUUAAUAAUUUAAUAUAAAGAAUGAACAAAAUAAAAAAUUUAUAUAUAUAAUAUUCUAUAAUAAUGUGGAAUAAAUUAAUAUUUAUAUAAUCUUAGAAAUCUUUUCGUAUUUUGUUAAAAAAUACAUAUUUUGUUUUUUAUAAUUGCACUAUAAAAGAUUGCAAAUUAUUUUCAAAUUUCUAUUAUUACUUAUAAAUUAAUGAUUAUAAUUAUACAAAAGAUUCAAAACAUUUCUUGUUUUGAAAAUAUUUAUAAUUUAAUUAUACUUAAUAAAUGAUCGACAUAUUUUUUAUUUAUUGCAUGAAAUAUUUUUUAAUUAUUCAUUAUCAGUCUCCAUUAAGUCUUCCAUUUGAUGUAUGUUGAUCUCGCCCACUUUCUAUUACAUUGUUAUCUGUUCCUCUAUUUUCUGUUUUACUAAUUUCUAUGUAAAAAAAAUUGCAAUAAAAAUAAAGUAAUUUAAAUUUUUUAUUAUUUAAAAAACAAAUUGCAUGUACAUUUAUUAAAAAUUGUUAUACUUUAUUGCAUGAUAAAUGAUAAAAAAUAAGUUAUAAUGAUAAUAUUUAAUAUGAUUAAAUUAUAAUAAAUACUUACCAGGAUCUGGAUUGUCAUCCAUGUCUCCAUUUGAAUCAUUAUUCUUUUGGAUUUUUGAGCUUAUCUGAACUGAAAAAAAGUCAUAUAUACUAUUACUAUUCUAAUAUAAAAUAAUAAAAAACAUUUAUGAGAACUUGUAAUAUCCAUAUAUUCUAUAAAAUAUUAUUUGCUAAAUAACAUUUUAAUAAUUUUUGCAUUAGUGAACCCUCUCCAAUUAGUUUAUAUAUGUAUAUAUGUUAUAUUAUAUUAUAAAUAUAUAUAUUAGUUAUUUAUAAUAUAUAUUAAAUCUAAGUAAUAAAUUAAAGUAUUUUAUAAUAUAUUUUAAAUAAAUAAUGUAAAAUGAUAUAAUUUUUAUUUUUUAAUAUAAUAAUGUAAAUACGUAGAAUAAAAUAAAAUUUAAGAUCAAA
Molecule: messenger RNA, 4402 nt
Organism: Apis cerana (Asiatic honeybee)
Lineage: Eukaryota; Metazoa; Arthropoda; Insecta; Hymenoptera; Apidae
Gene: Ric
Product: Ras-related protein interacting with calmodulin
Biological process (GO): signal transduction
Cellular component (GO): membrane
Molecular function (GO): GTP binding; GTPase activity
Source: RefSeq, a predicted model, not a curated record